AUGGGCCACAACACCCAGUUCUACCGCUCCCAGGUGGGCGAGUCCUCCGUCAUAGACUACUCUCACACCGACUUCCCCUGGAGGCUCUUCGUUAAGGACGUCUACUACUUCUUCGUCUACAUCUGGGCUCUGCCAUGGAUCGUCUGGCCGUUGUUUCCCUCUGGCCCUAAAGAGUUCAAUGAGCUGGCCAUCACCCCCGAGAACCUCUUCUGCAUUUUCAUCCACCUCAUCCUCGGAAUCCUGCAGCUGCUGUUCCUCGUGGGCCUCCCGUUUUCUAUCUUCUUCCCGGUGUGGAUGGUGGCCGCGGGAAUAGCUGUCUUCAUGGUUGUGAACUGGGGCCUCUGUAGGCUGCUCAACGGAAACACCGACACAUAUUGCUCAGAUGAAAAGUACGUCAAGGCGCUUCCCCAGCACGCACAUGAGCAAUGGGUCUUCCUAAACGGAGUCGCUGUCGGCGAGCACUGGAUGAAGGGCAACCUAAACCGGCUCGCCCUUACCUUUGGGCGUCCAGUUCUAGGAAUCCACAACCGAACCUCUGGCGUCGUCUUUGACGUUAUUGAGUGCUUGAUCCAGCGCAACUUUGGCUACGCCACGGGAGACAUUCGCAUCUGCUUCAAGGUUGUCAGGGAUGUCCUCUAUGAUCCUCGCAAGUCCAAGGUCAUCUUCGUUUUGCACUCCCAAGGAGGAAUCGAGGGCAGUCUUGUGCUUGACUGGCUCUUGCAAGAGCUUCCCCAGGACUUGCUGGCAAAGCUUGAGGUUUACACCUUUGGCAAUGCCGCGAACCACUUUAACAACCCACAUCGCCAUAUCACUUCCCAGAUUCUCUCCCACAAGCCUUGGACCGCAAUGAAUACCGUAAUGACAGAAACGACCCAUGAAUCUCCCGCCGGCAGCCCGCAAGACACCAAACAGGGAAUCAAGGUUCACAUCCCUCCCACUUUGGAGAAGGCCCCAUCUUUCUCUUCAAGUCGGUCUGUCUCAGCUGCCAAGGAUAGGGCCAUUGGCCAUAUCGAACACUACGCUCACAACACCGAUUUUGUCGCCAUGUGGGGCGUCCUGCACUUUGCAACGAAUCGCAUGGGCUCAAGAGAGCUUCCUCGGUUUCUCGGCAGGCUGUUCGCUCGUGCUAAUGGACGUGGAGGGCAUCAACUAAACCAGCAUUACCUUGACGGCAUGUUCCCGCUGAAGUUCAACGAGAAGACCAAAAUGUACGAUGGAGCUGACGACAACAACGAGUUCAUGAACGAAGUCAUUAAGAUUGGCGAGGAGGGUGAUGCGAUGGCUAAUGCCCGCGAGGCAUUUGAGAUUAGCUGGGCCGGCACACAUGGCUUUGGAUCUGGUGAAAUCUCGACCCCGGUGGAGGUUCACGGCCUCUCAAAGAAGAAGCUCGCCGGCGAAGUCAAGGUGAAGGAUCUCAGCCGACUGUGGUGCUACCGGAACGGGAGAAGCCCCAAGGAAGGUGGAAUCAUGCGAACUUCGACCCUGUAG
Messenger RNA from Ilyonectria robusta, 1488 nucleotides. RefSeq lists its product as uncharacterized. The record is from RefSeq and is a predicted model, not a curated record. Bases 1 to 1488 code for a protein of 495 amino acids. The transcript has 2 exons. NCBI's taxonomy places the organism in Eukaryota, Fungi, Ascomycota, Sordariomycetes, Hypocreales, Nectriaceae.